Ectocarpus sp. CCAP 1310/34 is the source of this 2196-nucleotide messenger RNA. NCBI's taxonomy places the organism in Eukaryota, Phaeophyceae, Ectocarpales, Ectocarpaceae. The record is from the annotation of a GenBank genome assembly.
UGUACUUGUUGCCUUUAGGGCACUGCACACAAUAGGGCGGUGAAGCAGGGAGAGGGCAGGGAGAGGGCGCGGAAGCAGAAAUGAUGAGGGCGGAUAACUGGCAUCGUGCCGUCGCCCCUAAAAGAAUGGGAUUGCUCCUCCUGACGAUGUUACUGCUCGUGACAUCAUCAGCGCGACCAACAUGCGCGAACGCUUCGGGCAGCACGCCGUGUCGCUCCCCUUUCGCAUUCCACACUCCCACGCCGCCCAGCGGCCUCACCGGCACCAGAAGCAGGCGAUCCUGCGUAUCAUCAGACAUUAGAGGAGCGCAGCGGAUUGCCAACUUGCGUCGAGAUCACCAAGGCCGGGUGAUGUUGCGAAUGCUGCUCCCGAUCAUGAUGGAUUCUUCUCGCCCUCGUGGGAAACUGGCAGCGACAGCAGCAUCAGGCGCGGGGGAUGUCACUGCUGCCGCUGCUGGUGGUGGUGCUCCUGCAAUGAAAACCACGAGGUUGCAGGCCUUUGAGUAUGCUGUAAAGAAAUGGUGCGAUCGCGCGACGUCGCUGUUUCCUGCGUGGGUGCUGGGAGCCGCGGCCGUCGGGAUGUUGAGGCCGGCGGCGCUCUCGUGGUUCAACAGCGGCCUCAUCACCGCGGCUCUGGCCACGACCAUGGUUUGCAUGGGAAUGACGCUCACCCUGGACGACUUCGUCGCCGUCGCUCGAAGGCCCCGACCGGUCAUGGCGGGCGUUGCCGCUCAGUACACAGUCAUGCCUGUUCUGGGGUUUCUUUCGGGGAGACUGUUCAACCUUCCGCCGGGUCUUGCUGCCGGAGUUACCCUUGUCGGUUGCUGUCCAGGGGGCACGGCGUCGAACCUCGUCACCCUUAUCGCGAACGGGGACGUGGCGCUGUCGGUGUCGAUGACGACGGUGUCUACCCUGUUGGCGGCCGUAAUCACGGGUCCCCUCACGAAGUUUCUCGUCGGCGCGCUGGUGGACAUUAGCGCUGUGACUCUGAUGAAGGCUACGGCGCAAGUGGUGUUUUUGCCGGUGGCGAUGGGGCUGCUGCUGAACACAAGGGCCAAGGGGAUCACCCGCCGCCUUGCCCCCUACACGCCGCUCCUCUGCGUUGCCCUGGUGGCAAUGAUCUGCGGCAGCGUCGUUGCAGCAAACUCGUCCAUCUUGCUCAGAUCCGGUGCUGCCCUCGUCGGCGCGGUCCUGACUCUACACGCGGGCGGAUUCGCGGUGGGAUACGGAGGGAUGCGAGCUUGCGGUUUUACCGAGCAAGAGGCUCGUACAACAAGUAUCGAGGUUGGCAUGCAGAAUUCUGCGCUGGCGGUCGUCCUGGCGCAGAGGGGCCUCGCGGACCCCUUGUCGGCGAUCCCGGGAGCGGUCUCGGCUACGUGCCAUUCCCUCAUUGGCAGCGCCCUGGCAGCCUACUGGCGCACCGGGGAUAGAGGGCCCCGAGCACAGCCGUUGCCAUCAACAUCGACAGCAGCAGCGGUAGGGGGAGAGGGGGAGCAGCAGCAGGCAAAGGGAGUGGACCUGUACGAUGCUGGCGGAGGAAUAUGACAGUGCGGACUGGCGGGCGGUCGGGGGGGAGGUUGAUGUGGAAGUCCUCCGAGGAGAUGGUGGUGGGGGUGGCCACGGUGAUCGGGGGUGUAUGCCAUUGUCAAAAAGUUACAGAAUGGAGCCAUAUUCAGGUUGGACCCGGAAACAGCCGUGGUGUGCCGUUUCGAUGUUGACUCGGAACCACUGACGACGGGGGAGAUGUUCCUCUAUUUACCAUGCGUAUGGUGGUUUUGUUGUUAGGAGUCACGGGAUGUACGGUAUGUUCCAUGGUAUUUGGUAAACGGAACCAUGCUAGGCGCCUCUGGCGCUGCUGAGUAUCGAACGUAGUUAGUUAUUGAUGUUAACCCGUCCGUGUGCCAAGCAAGGUAUCCGUCAUUUUGACUUGUAUUCCCCUGCUCACAGUUACCUUUACCUGGGAGUAGAUAUUUCAGGGGUUGGUUGCAUAUAGUGCCUCGAGCUAGGUUUGAGCUGACUGAAGCCAGCGAACGCGAUCCUCUCUUCUCGAUAGUAUACAAUGUCGUCCGGCUGCUUUCUGUAGUACCAUUAUCCAAUAGGAUCCUCGGCUGCGAGUACUCUCCGGCCGGCAAAUGUGUUGCUAAAGUAGUAAGGCCCUUGUUUUUGGUUUCCACAUCUUUAUCUUCCUUUCUUUGGA